Molecule: messenger RNA, 4345 nt
Organism: Synchiropus splendidus (mandarinfish)
Lineage: Eukaryota; Metazoa; Chordata; Actinopteri; Syngnathiformes; Callionymidae
Gene: furinb
Product: furin (paired basic amino acid cleaving enzyme) b
Exons: 16
Coding region: 491-2983 (830 amino acids)
Biological process (GO): peptide hormone processing
Cellular component (GO): Golgi membrane; trans-Golgi network
Molecular function (GO): serine-type endopeptidase activity
Source: RefSeq, a predicted model, not a curated record
CGUGGCAGUUUGUUGUCAUUUUCUUCCAAUCCUGGCGGGAUGAGCGCGUCCUCCGCACUCCACACCUGCUCCAUCCUCACUCCGCCGCCGAGCCCUCGCAACAACGUGCUCUCGCCGGCUCUCAAACCUUGACGAGCGGCGCUGCCUGAAGAGGAAAGGAAGCCCAGACACCGCUGCGUGAAGUUAACAGGAAUGAAUAAAGCAUGGUGCGGGUUGAAAGUUGGAUUCUGAGACUCCGAGCGGGCACUUUUUCACGAUGCGGAUAGUCUGGUCUGUGCGUCCUGAAUUCAACCGUGGACACUGAGGAGCGAUUUAAAGUUGAGCAUCUGGAGGAAGGAUAGUCGCCGCCCUGAGGGAGAAGAGGAUGAGGAGGAGGCAUGUGGUCCUCUUCGCGUGUGACAGGCCACUGUUCUACUUUCGCUGUAAGGUAGAGAGCCUCUUCACUUUCCCUGGGAAGCUGUGACAACUGGACCGAAGUGUUCACCUUUUCAUGGAUGCCAGGGUGGUCCUCCUGCACGUAUGGACAGCCCUUGUCCUCCUGGCAGUAGAACCAAAGUGCGUGACUGCUGCACAGGUCUACACCAACACUUGGGCUGUCAAGAUAAAAGGAGGGCCAGAAGAGGCCAGUCGCAUCGCACGGGAACAUGGCUUCAUCAAUCACGGAAAUGUUUUCGGAGAUUACUAUCACUUCAGACACCAUGCUGUGGAAAAGAGAGCUUUAUCUGGACACAGAGAGAUGCAUGUCAGGCUCCAAAAAGAGCCACAGGUUUUGUGGGCUGAGCAGCAGGUGGUGAAGAGAAGAAAGAGGCGGGAUGUCUACGAGGAGCCAACAGACCCUGACUUCCCCAAGCAGUGGUAUCUGUCUCAUCCCACCCAUCACGAUCUGAACACCAAGGCAGCCUGGGCUCAGGGCUACACCGGGAGAGGAAUUGUUGUGACUAUCCUGGAUGAUGGCAUUGAAAAAGACCACCCUGAUCUCAUCAACAAUUAUGACCCUGAGGCAAGCUACGACGUCAAUGACGGAGAUGCCGACCCUCAACCAAGAUACACACAGCGCAAUGAGAACCGACAUGGCACUCGAUGUGCGGGCGAAGUUGCAGCUUCACUUAACAAUGGCGUGUGUGGAGUUGGUGUUGCAUAUAAUGCCAAAAUUGGAGGAGUUCGCAUGUUAGAUGGGGAGGUAACAGAUGUCGUGGAAGCCCACUCUCUCAGCAUCAACCCCCAGCACAUCCACAUUUAUAGCGCCAGCUGGGGCCCGGAAGAUGACGGCAAGUCCUUGGAUGGACCAGCAAAGUUAGCCAUGGAGGCCUUCCAUGUUGGAGUCACAAAGGGACGUGGCGGACUGGGCUCCAUUUUCGUCUGGGCCUCGGGAAACGGCGGCAGAGAGCAGGACAGUUGCAACUGCGACGGCUACACCAACAGCAUUUACACGCUGUCCAUCAGCAGCACCACCGAGUCCGGCAACGUUCCCUGGUACAGCGAGCCGUGCUCCUCCACCCUCGCAACCACCUUCAGCUCCGGAAACCCAGGAGAGAAACAGAUCGUGACCACUGACUUGAGGCAGAAGUGCACGGACUCUCACACAGGGACGUCUGCUUCGGCGCCACUGGCCGCUGGGAUCAUCGCUCUGGCUCUGGAGGCGAACAUGAACCUGACGUGGAGAGACAUGCAGCACCUGGUGGUGAGAACGUCACGGCCCAAACAGCUCAGCGCCGGAGACUGGAGGACGAACGGAGUGGGGCGCAGAGUGAGUCACUCAUACGGCUACGGGCUCCUGGAUGCUGGCGCCAUGGUGGCGUUAGCCCAAAACUGGACCAGCGUGAAACCCCAGCACCAGUGCGUUCACGCCAUGCUCACGGAGCCGAAAGACGUCGGCAGCAAGCUGGUGUUCAGCAAGAGCGUGGACGCCUGCUGGGGGCGCCCAGAGCACGUCAGCUCUCUGGAGCACGUUCAAGCUCGUAUCACUCUCUUCCACAAUCAAAGAGGCAAACUAGCCAUUCAUCUCAUCAGUCCACUGGGCACUCGCUCCACCCUGUUGUUUCCCAGGCCAAAUGACUUUUCCGCCGAGGGAUUUAACGACUGGGCCUUCAUGAGCACCCACUCCUGGGAUGAGGAUCCACAGGGGGAGUGGACCCUGGAAAUCGAGAAUGUAGCAGCUAAUGGCCGUGACUAUGGUGUUUUGAGCCAAUUUACUCUCAUUCUGUGGGGAACCGGCCCGAGCUCCAUCAACCCCUCCUCAUCCGACUUCCCGCGACCGUCCAACAACAGCUGCAAAACCUUUGAUGCUCAGCAGAUCUGUAUCGAGUGCAGUCCCGGGUUUUCCCUCUUCCUUCAAGGAUGCGUGAAGUUGUGUCCGUCUGGCUUCACCUCUGGACCACAACUUCUGAACCUCUCACUGGAGAACUGGGUGGACCUGUCCUCGGUCCAGGCGUGUCUACCCUGCCACCCCGCCUGCCUCACCUGCUCCGGCACCGGACCUGCCGACUGCCUGUCUUGCCCGCCUCACAGCCACCUCGUCCUCACUGCAUGCCUGCACCAGAACCAGGUCCAGAGAAAGUCUCCUCUGGGCGGAGCGGAGCCGGCGGUCCCGUCGUUGUCAGACCACAGAGACGGUGCGGCGCCACCGGCGGUCGGCAUGGCUCCGUCCACCCAGCUGCCCACCGUGGUGGCUGUGCUCAGCUGUGCCUUCAUCCUCGCUGCCUUCGUCUGCGUCUUUUUCCUCCUGCAGAUGCGCGCCGAUGGCGCCUCUCUGGACUGGAGGACCAAACUGCCGUCUGUGUGUUCACAGAUGCGGGAGAUGCGGGGGGGGUUAGGUUCUGGUUUUGGCCAAGGACAGAGACGGGAGGCCAGGAUUUGCUACAAGGGGAUCCCCACCGUGUGGGGCGAUGAGGACACCAUCACCUACCAGUCUGAAUCAGACAGCGAGGACGUGGAGAGUCACAGUGAACACACGGCUUUUAUCAAAACACAGAGUUCCAUCUGAUGUGAUUUGAUUGUAGACCAGAUUUACUGGAGCCUUAACGUCUGUUGCCUGACAACAACUCUGUGUUACGUCCAACUCAGUGUGAUUCAUUUGACUUCAUUCUGUUGCAACUGUUGGUGGGGUUGAAGUCAAGACAAUGUCUUUGGAGCAGGACAACUGCCACCCAUUUUCUUCCUCUCAUGUCACGUCGCCAGGGCAGCUGUAGAAGUGAAGAGACCCGGACUGUUGGUGUGAGGGCUCAUCCUGUCACCAGAUGAUGACAUCACACUCUUUCUUUUACCUGGUCAUUUUUACUUUUUCAAAACAAAAAAACUUGAUGAAUAUGGUGUCUCUCCAAGAGCAACCUGAUUGGCUGAUGAGUACAGGUUGUUUUUGUUAUUUAUCAGUGCAGAAAAAAAUGCUAUUCUUAAAAUAUAUUAAUGAGCCACUGAAGAUAUUUUUAUUGACAACAAAAUAAUGCAUUAGUGAAUGUGAUUUACUUUACUUAAUUACUUCCUGUUCACAGUGUGAUUCUAUCAAUCCAUGAAAACAUCACCUUUUGAGAAAAAAAAAAAAUUCACAUUUUAAGUCGCAGGGCAAAACGCCUUAGUGUGACAUCAUCAUCCGACAACAGGACAAGGUGUUGUUGUUUUUUUUAUAUAAGCAAACCAUCCCUUUCUUUUUUCUUUUUUCUUUUUUCUUUUUUUUUUUUAAUUGUGUCUUGUUUAGAACCAUUUCCAGCCCUGGCAAUGUGUAGUCUCACCUUGUUCUAAUUUAUUAGGUUUUCACAAAACACUUUGCAAAUAUAAAAAUAAAAAUGGGAGUUUUCUAACAAAAUGAGGUCAAACUGUCUCACACAUACAGGUUUAUAAAGUAAUAAAGUGUCGCAGUUUCUCAUUAAGAUUUAAUAUUGUUUAAUUUUAUUGUGUUUUGAGUGGAAAAUACACUGACAAACUCCAUCAAAGCACUUUCUUAGAGCGACCUAAUAAAACCAGUGCGGAGGAUGUUCACCUCCUCACGUGGCAAAGACUCGCCGCCAUAAAGUCUGUCACUCGCAAAAUCAUAUCGACUUAAAGGUUGUUUUUUUUUGUUGCUGUUUUGGCGUUUGAGUGAAAAAAAGAAAACAUCCAAGCUGCUGUUUUGACCUUUGCAGCGUUUUCGCUCACAGUUUUGCUGCCGGUGAGAUCCGGCGUGGUCUCUUCAUCUCCCCCUUUGAGAGAGUAUUGAUUCCAGGACUUCUCACCCAGAAUAUCUUCAUUAAAGGGAAGCGCCUUCUUUUACCUGCCACUUUUAUUUUCUCCCCAGAGAAGAAGACAAUGUACAGAUUUUCUAUUUUGUAACUUUUUUUAAUUUAUUGGCGAUGGACCUGAUGUUACGGAGGAA